Molecule: messenger RNA, 681 nt
Organism: Cooperia oncophora
Lineage: Eukaryota; Metazoa; Nematoda; Chromadorea; Rhabditida; Trichostrongylidae
Source: the annotation of a GenBank genome assembly
AUGCCAAUGUGCACACCCUACCAAACAUUUCAAUGCAUCGAUCAGUACAUUCGAUCACAAGUCAAUGGUACCGACUAUUUCCGCAUGCCGCAAUGUAAGGAAUGCAAAAUCGAGUGUAACAGUCUCGUCUAUCACGCCUACAACUCUUACGGUUCGGGGUUCAGUAAUGGUGCGCUGAAAUGGUUGAGUCGCAAGAAUCCUGAGUGGAGCAAAGCUCAUAUGAGGACCAACUUUCUCACGGUAAACGUUUUCCAUCGUGACAUGGCACACACUGAAUACAAACAAGUGAAGGCUACCUCACUGACGGAAACUCUCAGUGACAUCGGCGGUAACAUGGGCAUGUUCCUGGGUAUGUCCCUGAUCACAGUCACCGAGAUUAGCCUGUUCAUGUCGAAAAUCGGAUGGAUUGCUUUCUCCAAACGUAGGCGUGACUACCUAUUUAACAAGAAGCAACGAGAAAGGGAAGAGAAGAAACAACUAGAGGAGACGGUAUCCGUGUUCAGCACGUUGCGCAGCCGGAAAUUCGGCACGAUUGGUGACUCAUUCCGUGCCACUCAGUCGCGAAUACGUACACUCAGCAGGCAGUUCCGUGGCAGCUCUAGAGAUUCCAAAUCAAGCAGUACUGAUGCAGCACCGCUGGUAAGUUCAAUGAAACUGACGAACCCGGGAUGGAAUUUAUAA